GAGAAAACGCCCCAUCAGGCACGGAACCAAACAUUAUAGUCUCUCUCUCUCUCAUUCCGUAAUCUUUAUUUGCAGUGUGAAAUGGCCGACAAGCCUAGCCGAGGUUUGGUGGUGUAUGGUGACGGAUUGGCUGGUAUUGUUUCUCCUUCACACGCCCAUCUCCACUCUCUGGCCUCUCGUGGCUCAUGCGGCUUUUUAGCCCUCAAAGACUACCCUCGUACAGAAAGCGAUGAUGAGAGAGUGGUUUGGGAGUUGGCACAACUGCUGGAUGCCCACAAUGCUUUUAUUGGGAGUAAGGGAGGGAAUGCUGCCACUUUUGAAAAUCAGAAUAAGCCUUUGAUACCAACAAUAUCAGAGAGGUUUAUGGGGAUGAAAGCUGCUAUUUUCACAACCAAUGCAAGAGUGAGAUCCUUUGGAAGAAACCUUGGUUUCACUGCUUUACAAUUUGAUGAGUUGAUUGAUGACAAUAUUUCCCUCAAUAAUACCCCUCAAAAUAUCCUCUCCUCUAAGUUACUCAAAUUGCUUGGAUUUGAAGAAGGAAAGACCAUGGAGAGAGGUGAUUUUGAUUUAGUAAUUGUGCAUAUUGGACAUGGGGACAAGGAAAAUGAACUACAGAAGAAGAUCCUAAGUGAUGAAGUAGAAUGGAUCAAUGCUCUGGUUGGUGGGUUCUUCCAGAUGCCACAACUUGCAUCUGAAGUUGGUUCACGGAUACUCUUCUAUCUUGUGAUGAGCUAUGGUACUGUCUCUGAUGAUGGGGAUCCCAGUUUAUCAAAUUUUAUUUCACAAAAGGAGACGGACUCUGAUCUUUCAUCUCUUAUCCCUCUCCAAAGUUACACCAUGAAAGCAGGGGAGCUACUAAGUGACAUCAGGCAUCAUUGUCCUAUGCUAUGUGCACAAUGGCAGGAGGCUGUAACUCGGAAGGAUAUGGCUGAGGUCUUUUCAUUCAAUGAGUUCAAAGAGCGUGGGGGGAAUCUUGCUAUACCGGCAGAUCGGUUCUUGUAUGAAUUAGCAUUCAAGCUGUGGAAGGCCCCUAAAUAUGGAGCAUGAUGUUUCCUGAAGUUGGAUUUCUUUAAUUAUUAUUUUUUAUUGUUUUAUGCAUCUUUAGUUUGGAGUUAAACCCACCAAAAACAUGCGUUUGGAAUUAAAAGGAUUUCAAGCGGUUUGUUAAUAUUUGGGUUGUAUUCUCAAACAUGUAAUUGCAAACCGUUUCACAUCUCAUGAAAAAAACUAAUAAAUAUACUAUUUUUACUUCAUUUCAAA
Nelumbo nucifera (sacred lotus) is the source of this 1260-nucleotide messenger RNA. RefSeq names its product rhomboid family protein. The record is from RefSeq and is a predicted model, not a curated record. Lineage: Eukaryota; Viridiplantae; Streptophyta; Magnoliopsida; Proteales; Nelumbonaceae.